UUUAGACACAUGUAUUAACCAGCUAACCGCACAUGUCCAAGCAGCGUUCCAAACUCGACGCUAACCAGGGUACAGGCAUGCUCGAAGGUUAUAUCUGGACGUCGCGACAACCCAAGAGUCAAAUCAUGCCAAAAAAUCGCUAAGUCCUUUCUUCUACUUACUUCACAUCAUGCUCAUGUUUGAAGAAAACAUCAUACGCCUCGAACUCCCUCUCAAGUACCCAGAAACGAUACGCAUUACGUUUAUUCCAGACGUACCCGGCCCCCUCACAAUUGAAAUCAUACCAUCCACUUGCACGACCACGAAAUCUCCCGACAUGCCCAAGGAAAAAUCGCUUCCCCAAAAUUCGCGAACAUUUAUUGGUCCAGGAAUCGAUAACUCUCCUAUGAAACCAUCUGCCCCCACAAAACCCAUCGGUAACGUCAUUUUACGUCCUCCGACAACUCAUAUAGAUGACUUUCCUGCCCCAGAUGAUAGCGUCACGGAGCCCGAGUCUGAAGUAGAGCAAGGAUUUGUCGAUGCAGCUGAUAAGACCAUUGUGAAUACGAGCGCUGGUAUCAAACGCCCAGGCAGUCCUCUCAUUUCGGGCAAGCUCCGUACUACUAGAUACUAGAUGUUGUAUAUAUGUGAUUCUGCAUGAUUAUAUACCAGUUGCAACUUGUC
Messenger RNA from Suillus paluster, 663 nucleotides. RefSeq lists its product as uncharacterized. Bases 170 to 613 code for a protein of 147 amino acids. The transcript has 4 exons. The record is from RefSeq and is a predicted model, not a curated record. Lineage: Eukaryota; Fungi; Basidiomycota; Agaricomycetes; Boletales; Suillaceae.